Messenger RNA from Gambusia affinis (western mosquitofish), 2737 nucleotides. RefSeq lists its product as uncharacterized. The transcript is spliced from 3 exons. The coding region runs from base 1109 to 1822 and encodes 237 amino acids. Gene Ontology annotation, cellular component: membrane. The record is from RefSeq and is a predicted model, not a curated record. Gene Ontology annotation, molecular function: signaling receptor activity. NCBI's taxonomy places the organism in Eukaryota, Metazoa, Chordata, Actinopteri, Cyprinodontiformes, Poeciliidae. Gene Ontology annotation, biological process: adaptive immune response.
UAAAAAGGGGAGUUUUAGGUUUUCAGCACCUGAUGCAUAGAAACCUCUCAAAUCCAUCUCUGUACUUUUCUAAAGCUGGUACUGAGUGAUUGGUAUUUCACUGAAAGGGUUGUAAAUUGUUUUAAAUAAAUGCUAUUUCUAAAAACCUCACCAGAUGGCAGUGUUGCAUAAAAAUGGCCUUAGACUAUAUAGCUAUGAUUUUUUUUUUAGCUAUUGAUCAUUAGCUGCAUGAGGACCUGUAAUUAUCUAGCCACAAUCCACAGUGAACAGGGAGGUGAAAGGAUGAAAAUUAACUAACCAGUUGUUUGAGAGCUGUUAAGUAUGAUGGAAGGUCUCCAAUGCUUCAGGCCUGUGUCUCCUUCAGAGAUGUUGGAAACCUUGUUAAUAUACACUAACAAAGUCCCCAUGUAAGUGGAUGCUCACUGUACACAUGAUUAUUAACUUUUUCAAACCAAACACAUUUUUAAUCAGAAUUGGUGGAGCCAGCAUUGGACCGAAAAUGAAUCAUCAUCUUUCAACAGGAUAGUGAUCCAAAACGUAUCAAAUCAACACGGAAACGGUUCACUAGACGCAAAAUCAACCUUCACCGAUGAUCAUCUCAACCCAGAAACCUGAAUCGUAGAAAACGUGAGAUGAAUAGAACAUGAGAUGGGAUGAGUUAGGGAAACACUCCAUUAUUCAUUCUGUGUUCCUCACAUCAAGGCUGCUUUUUAACGUGCUUUAUUUUUUGAGGUAUUAAAUCUUGGUAAAAAACAGGUCUAAAAGUCAAAACUUUUGACUUUUAGACUAAAUACAUAGGAAAUCUACAUUUAAAGCAUUUAGACAUUAUUUAAAUUUCUAAAAUUGCUCAAUGGAUACUGAAGGUCCCAGUAAUAAUUUUCUAAUAACAGAAUAUGCUUAUUAUUCCCCUUGUUGAUCCUUUGUGACACAAAAGUCCCCUCUAGUAAAGGUGAUGCUGGAAUGCAAAAUACAUUCAGUGACAAGAUGCGCAACCUCUGCCCACAUCAAACUGGAGGGGAAGUGCUGUUUGCUGUGACGCACCGCAGUGGAGCGGUUUAUAUACAACAGCUUGUGAAAGAGUUGUUGUAAAAGCAAGUGCUGGUCCACAAUGGCGCUACUGUCUUGCACUAUACUGUUGGUCUGUCUUUCUGCUUAUUCAGGUAGGUUCAGCUUUCAUUUUCAAGUUCGUUUUAGCCGCUUUCAGUGUUGGAACACUGACCAUCUAAUGAGACAAUUUUUCUGUUUCACGGUAGAGAGCACCGUUAUUUCUCAAGAGCCUGGUGGAAGCAUCAAUUUGACAUGCUCCCCUGAUGAAUGUCCAGACAAAAUCGACGGAUACAAUUAUCUGUAUUUGUUCCAUGAGAAGGAUGAGGUCCUGUUCUUUCCUUUCACAUCUCAGAGUGAGGCUAUGCCAAGAGGAAAGUAUGAACGCAGGAUCCAGACAGACCGAUCUACCAUGACCUUUACUAUCAGCAACCUGACCGUGAAUGACGAGGGUAUCUACAAAUGUGUCUUCAAAAAAACAGAUAAAGUCUUUGUCAGUUGCAGCAUCUAUGGAGUUUUCAUAACAGAAACAAAGUCAUGUCCCAUGAUGCCUCCCACCAAAGAUUCCACCUUCGUUGUGCCAAGGACAACCUUGAUGUUGUUUAUAAUUUUAAUCUGCGUCAUCAGUGUGCUGGCCAUGUGGAUCUUCUUCUUGCUGAUCACUCCGAGGGUGAAACAAUGGUGCAUAAGGAGAAGAGCGGGAGGCGACCAGAAAGUCUCCACUGAUAAUGUGUAUGAAAUCAUGAGCAGGAACGCACGAGGCCAAGCUGCUGCUUAGAAAUUCAGGCAGUAGGUUUUUAUUGUGCUGGACUUCCUUUUCAAGAUUUACUUCUUUUUUUUUAAGCUUUAAGUUUUCUUUCAACAUUUGAAAAUUGUAAUACGACUGAACUAAUCUAUGUUUGGUUUUCAACUGUUUAAUUAACUUGUAAACUUUUGAGUUUUCUAAAAAAUAAAGCAGAAAAAUUCAAUCGAAAAAUCCCACACAGGGACAUUUUUUCCGUAUUUCCUUCAGUUCGCAUCUGUUAAUACUCAAAAGAAAUUUUAAAUGUUUUAUUUUUUUCAAAGCUAGUCGUCAAAUCUAUGAUCUACAGUGCAAGUAAGAGAGAACAAGAGUCAGACACAAUAAUGAGACCAGAUGGUUGCACAUAUUGACACAGCAGAUCUAACUGCUAGAUAUAAUAGUGGUUUACAUGUCUGUUGUUAAAAUGUCAGAUAUGUAGAAAAUUAUUUUUGUCAUGUAGCUAUUUUUGGCUUUAAGCCACAAUUUAAUUAGAGAAUUGAAAAAGUGAACGACAAAAGAAGAUUUUUCUCAGAAUCUGGUAUUUGAAGGUCCACUCUGAGUUUGGUAAUGAGUGUAUCAGAUGUGAACAGAAGGAAACCACAAGCGUCGCUGAACUGCUGUCAUCUUAAAGGCAUGUUUUUCUCACCAGAAGAGACGUUUGGUGGCACUGAACCAUGCAACGAAGCAACUUCACUGUCUUUGUUUGCAACACACACAACUUUUUAUUUCUGUUUUCUAACUUUUCAUUUUUAUGAAACAAAAUAUUUUCUUUUUGCCCAUUUGUAAAUGUUUUGCCUCAGAGACCAGAAUACAUUGUAUGAUUGCUUUGACUACUUACUCUUAUUAGGUGUGUUGGAAUCCCUGGAGGACUGAAAUGCAAUAACCUAAAAAAAAAUAAACAUUUUAUUAAAA